This is a messenger RNA of Spirometra erinaceieuropaei, 767 nucleotides long. The record is from the annotation of a GenBank genome assembly. NCBI's taxonomy places the organism in Eukaryota, Metazoa, Platyhelminthes, Cestoda, Diphyllobothriidea, Diphyllobothriidae.
AUGUUUUCGCCGGCUGUCGAAAGAGCCUUUUACGUGGAACCGGGUCCCCGCCCGAACAACGAUGACAUACAAUUCAAAUUCUUACCGGAUUCUCCCGGCAUUAAAUUGCCGUGCGGUCAGCAAUCUACGCAUGUACCACCACGAAAGAUCCUCCCACUCAAGACUCUGCCGAGGGACCCACUGGCGAAACUGCGGCUCGAGGCACGCCACUUCUCCAUGGGUUUCAAACAACAUGUUGCCACCCAAAGCAACGUGACAGAGAAUGACCAGGCGCAAAUGCAUCAUGUAGCACUGAUGCAGUUAUGCGAAGCCUACACAAAGAACAUGGGUGAAGCCUAUCUUUACGCAAUGGCACGCGAGUCUGUCGACGCGCCGGCGUCUUCCUCAGACGAGGAAGCCGAGUGGACUAGUGGGGAGAAUCAGAAAAUCGUAGACGACCCGACUGAACGCCUGUGGAACUGGGACAGUUCCCUGCCGAAUAGCCGUCGAUUACGGGAUACCAAGGAGACCGAACCCGUAGUCAUCUCCAAACCGCCUCUUCUGUCAUCGACCUCAGCGGGGUCUCUCGGGCCCGACGAGAAUGAUGCCAAGUCCGACCUCUCUGCCCUUUUGAUGAUUGAAUCCGACGGGACCACAGAGUGCGAUUAUGAUGAACAGGAUUUCAUAGAGGGACAUCGGUGGCACCCAUUUUUGGAUCCCUUGGUUGUGGCGGGUUUCCGACACCGAUCCAAACCGAGAGAUAGAUAUCAGAAACGAAAACGGGAAAA